AUCCAAUCUCAUCCGAUCCAAACCACAUCCAAUCCAAUCCAACACCGUCGUGAUCGUUCUAGUAGAAUCGAUCGCAGCAAAUCGGAGAACACCUAGCUACGCAAUGGCCCCCAGCGCCUCGAUGCUGUUCCCGAUCUACCACCACGGCCCCGCGGCGGUGGAGGCGCCGCGCGAGGGUGGUUUUAGGUUCGGCUUCCGCAAUGUCCUGUUCCCUACCGGUUUCCUGGCGAUGAUGACGCGACGGGAUAAGGCGCCGGCGGCGGUGCCGGAGGUGGCGGCCGCCGAGGUGGUGAAACAGAGAGGGCUUCACGCCGGCGGCGAUCGGGACGCGGAGGAGAAGGCCGCGGCGCUCGGAAGCAAGUUCGAGGAGGCGGUGCGGCUCAGCUGCUGGGCGUCUUGAAGCCUUCCGCGUACGCGGCCUAGUUCUAUGUUGCUUGCCAUGUAAAUAAA
Messenger RNA from Lolium rigidum, 450 nucleotides. RefSeq lists its product as uncharacterized. NCBI's taxonomy places the organism in Eukaryota, Viridiplantae, Streptophyta, Magnoliopsida, Poales, Poaceae. The coding region runs from base 104 to 400 and encodes 98 amino acids. The transcript has a single exon. The record is from RefSeq and is a predicted model, not a curated record.